UGAUUUUUCCAUUCUCUCUCUCUCUCUCUCUCUCUCUCGCUCUCCUCUCUCCACUAUCAGCUUAUCUUGUAAGCUAAUCGUCCAUUGGACUGACUCCCGCAAGCGAAAACCAGGAGGUUCGGUGCGGUGACUGAGACCAACAAAAUGCCUCCAAGGAAUCAGUCAUUUGAGAAAAGAUAAUAUUGGGUUCAGCUUCAAUGGCUCGUCGACAAAUUCUAUCCGAGAUGGGUUAUGAUUUCACAAUCAUGUCUGCAGAUAUAGAUGAGAAAAGUAUCAGGAAGGAAACACCAGAGGAUCUUGUAAUGGCUCUAGCUGAGGCAAAGGCUGAAGCAAUUAUGUCAAGGCUCGCGAUUACUGACAAUUUAAAGGAAUUGAAACGACCCACACUGCUACUUACUGCAGAUACAGUACAAUUAUUUAUUCUUUUUGUCCUUGUUAUUUUUUACUGUUCAAUUUUUUUGUUUGAAAAAAGUUCUUGGUGGACAAUAAAAGCAUUGUGAAAAGGCUUAUAUGAGUCAUGUUGCUUGACUUGCAUCAUUGUAUACAAGGUUCUGUAUUGCUACUCAAUGGCAUAACUAUUUUCAAAUUCUUUUGAAUUGCUCCAUUCCAGUCUUCAAUUUAAUUCUAUCUAGAGUUCAAAACCGCCAUUAGCUUUGUACAAGGGUCAUUCUAAUUUUCUUGAUCUCAAAGUCUGAAUGUUCUCCUAAUGAAAAUUUAAAAAAAUGUUACUCCUAUUUUUGCCUCAUAUUUAUAAAUAGUCAAGCCACUUUUUCUCCACACAUUUUGACGACCCACAAGUAAUAUUCACUUAUCAACCACUUAUUUCUAUCUAUUUGUAAUUUAAACCCACAUGUUAGCUGCUAUGAACUUAUGACCUCCAUGCUAUUCCUUUGUGAGAAAAGAAUUACUGGACACGAACUUGUAUUUCAUUUGAUGGAAGUUUUCCAUCAAA
Molecule: messenger RNA, 952 nt
Organism: Olea europaea var. sylvestris
Lineage: Eukaryota; Viridiplantae; Streptophyta; Magnoliopsida; Lamiales; Oleaceae
Product: maf-like protein DDB_G0281937
Exons: 4
Coding region: 198-500 (100 amino acids)
Molecular function (GO): nucleoside triphosphate diphosphatase activity
Source: RefSeq, a predicted model, not a curated record